UACAUGGCUUAAAGCCUUGUUUUCUCCAUAAUCAAUCGAAAGACCCAUUAUCCAGAUCCGACCCGAACUAGUCAUCAUCCUCUUCACCCUCUCCUCACUUCAAACCCUCAUGCUCUUGUACCUUUCUUGGAGAUCAAACUAUACCUUCAACAAACAAAGCCAGAUCUAAGCUCGUUUCCAGCACCGAGGAUAUUCGCAAGCCAUUUCCCAUACAUUUCAUUGUCGGAAUCUGCAAAGCAAGUAGGGUGUAAGAUAGUGUACUUGUGUAGAAAUCCUAAAGACAUCUUUGCCUCACUCUGGCAUUUCAGGAAGAAUAUUAAACCAGAAACCAAAGGGUCUAAUUCGAUUGAGAAUUUCUUUGAGGAGUUUUGUGGAGGAGUGAGUAGUUAUGGGCCAUUUUGGGAUCACAUGUUGGGAUACUAUAAAGAGAGUUUAGAGAGGCCAGGGAAGAUAAAGUUUUUGAGAUUUGAGGAGCUGAAGAACGAACCAGUUAAGAUUUUGAAGGAGCUUGCUGAGUUUUUAGGACAUGGUUUUUCGAAGGAGGAGGAAGAAGAAAAUGGUGAUGAUGAUGUGGUGAAUGAUAUAUUGAAGCUUUGUAGUUUUGAGAAUUUGAGCAAUCUAGAAGUGAAUAAAAAUGGAAAGUCAAUUGCAAUGUUUGGAGUAGAGAAUAGGGAUUAUUUUAUACGUGGGGUAGUGGGAGAUUGGAAAAAUCAUCUCACGUUUGACAUGGCAGAACGGCUUGAUGUUAUAUCUCAAGAGAAGCUAGCAAAACAUGGGCUUGAAGAUCUAGUCCCACACACGCAGGUGGCCAUGGUCGGCAAGCAUGUGACAACUAUUAACAAAAGAAGGUGGUGAAUUUGAAGGGGAGAG
Prosopis cineraria is the source of this 870-nucleotide messenger RNA. RefSeq names its product flavonol 4'-sulfotransferase-like. NCBI's taxonomy places the organism in Eukaryota, Viridiplantae, Streptophyta, Magnoliopsida, Fabales, Fabaceae. Gene Ontology annotation, cellular component: cytoplasm. Bases 409 to 855 code for a protein of 148 amino acids. The record is from RefSeq and is a predicted model, not a curated record. Gene Ontology annotation, biological process: sulfation. Gene Ontology annotation, molecular function: sulfotransferase activity. The transcript has 2 exons.